AUGACUUUCUCCUCUCAAGGGCCAGGACCUGGGAAAUAUGGAAGACAACCUUGCACUGGGAUUAAGGACCAUGACUUUACCAAGUACACGGAACCGGCUUACACUAUGCGUGUGAAAUCCAGUGAAAAAAUGAUUGCAUUUGUGGAGAGUCCUGGGCCUUGUUAUUUUGUGGAUCCCAGCCUUUCGCACCUAGGAAUAUGGAGGCCAGCGUCAUUCCGCAUGCAGCAGGAGAGAAGGACCACAAAAAUUACCCCGACUCCUGCCCCAAAUGAAUAUUAUGUUGAGAAGAUACACCCAAUUGAAGAACCAAAUGCCCCAGCAUAUACCAUAGGUGUGCGGACGCGCUAUUGGGAGAGCAGCCCGACCCCAGGACCCAACAGAUACACCCUUCCAAAGACACUGGGUCCUGGGUUACCCGUCAAACCAUCAGCUCCCUGCCUUACGAUGGCUUCCAGCGCAUCAGUGUGGAGCUACGCCAGGGAUCUGGUCAAAGGUCCCGGUCCGGCCAUGUAUGCCAGACCAGAGCCGAAUGUCUACCUCCACCGCCAGCCAGCCUACAGCAUAUCGCAAAGGCUCGGUCCCUCCAGCAAAGACUGCAUACCGGGACCCCUUGACUACAAUGCUGAACUGGUCAUGGCCCACAAGCCACGAGCACCACAGUUCACUCUAGGGAUUCGCCACUCCGAAUACGUUCACAGCAUUCCCCCAGUUUGCAUAGUCAAGGAAUGAAAGUGGUCCAUUGCAAAUGGGUGGCAAUGGGUCCUUUCCAAAGAGCCACCUCCAUUAAGGGCAUAUCUGGCCACAGGUUCAACAGCCAUGGCAUGAAGGACUCAUUUUGGUCAGCAACUCAUUCAUGGACCAUAGAGAUUUCUACUGAGCAGUGAGAUGUUUUUGAGAGGCCUUCUCUCCAAUGUGAUAGGUCUAGACUUGUUCCGGUCCACCUCCAUUCUCUCUUCUUCCUUAUGUUUCUUCUACUAUAGGAGUGUUAAUCUUUAAGGCAAAUACCUAGCAUAGUGUAAGCCUCCCUUCCCCUCCCUUGAAUUCACUAACCUGAAGAUAGGAAGGACACUUAGAUAAUUCAUAACUAUGUAGACAUAAUAAAGUGUUAAUGUUUCCACAAAA
Molecule: messenger RNA, 1122 nt
Organism: Anolis sagrei ordinatus
Lineage: Eukaryota; Metazoa; Chordata; Lepidosauria; Squamata; Anolidae
Source: RefSeq, a predicted model, not a curated record